UGACGCUUCUUGCCUCUUCUGAAAUUAUACCCUUGAUUUCAGUUAGAGUAUGUAUUAUUUUUAACUGGCUUGUUAUUACUGGGUAAGAGAACUUCCUGUUGCUGUAAGCUUUUCCCAACAUUUAAUUGAAGUGCCAGUAAAACGUGUUUGGUGUGCUGGUGCGAAUUUCUGAGUUAAUUUUACAUUCAAAUAUUUCUGAGUUACAGCUUGUGUUUGCCAGUGCGGCAAAUUUGCCCAUUGCGAAUGUUCUUCUUUUCUUUGCAGGGAUUGCUACUUACAUGGUCGAAAUGUUCAACAAGGCGCUCAAAGGAGCCGACGAGCCGUGAUGAUGAAUGUGGACAUUGCUGAGGUCAACGAUGCUGUUGGAGCUGAAGCUGUGAAUGGUGCUGUGCCUACAUUGGUUGACAAUGCUGAUGUGGAGAGCGAGAAUCCUGAGAACACUGUAGUGUCUGAGCAGGUGGAUGAGUGUGUAAAUAUUGAUGAUGAGAUGCCAACCGCAACUUACCAAUCAGUGGAGAUCGAAAAGGGUGCUGAGGCCAUGAUUGUCUCUGGUGGUUCGGGUGGUGGUUCUUCAUCAUCCAGUGGAUCAGAGUCAGGGAGCCCAGGGGGCAGCACCUCAGAAGCUAGCAAUGCUCGUUCUCUGGUGUAGAGGAGGUUGCUUUAACAGUGGAUUUGAGUAGGUGGAUGAUGUGAUUACUUAUUUCCAGGAUGUUCAUGUCGGCUUGGAUUUAGUUAACUUGGUUCCUAGUGGAUGGCUGGCUUUGUGGGUAAUCUGAUAGCUCAGCUCAACUAUGUCUAUAUAAGUGAAAAGUGGAGGCUAAUGAGGCAUGGUCUAGUUCAUCCGGCCUUCUGAUCUGAAGGUGGCUUUUGUAUUGAUGUGUUUUCUCUAGCACAUCUAUUGUGUACUGGUUUUAUAUAUGCUUAUGGGCGACGCAACUAUGGCAUGGGAGUAAGAAAAUAUUGAAAUCAUGGCUAUCCUCUUUGUCUUGUGAUGUAUAUGGACAUGAGAAUGGCAUAUGUAUGAUAUAAAUUUCAGUAGCCAUGCAAACAUGAGUUGAAUGCGAAUUUCCAUCCUUGUAGUGCUGCUCGACUUUCUAAGAUUAUACCCACCUUUGGUUUCAACAGUUGUCUAACUAUAUUAUUAUCAGAUAUGUCAAGCUUAAACUGGCAUAUUUAUUAUCCUGUAACUUUAUAAUUUCCUGUUGCUAUAGGCAUUUCUUGAUUAUAACUGCGCGAAUGUCAGUACCUGGUGCAGGUGAGCUUCUUUUGGAAAAAAGGUGCAGGCUAGCUGUUGCAAUUUCUGGGAAAUUAGGUUGCUUAUGUUUGUCACUGUUAACACAUUUUUUCCUUGCUAAUGUUGAGCAAUUGCUUAAUGGCCGAAAUGAUUGAUGCAGUUUCAGUGCUGGUGUGAGAUGACGUGAUAAGUUUCUUCUCCACGAAUUGAAACAAUGAGUUGAUGCUUGUUCUUCUCUGAUCUAAUCAUGC
Triticum aestivum (bread wheat) is the source of this 1485-nucleotide messenger RNA. RefSeq lists its product as uncharacterized. The record is from RefSeq and is a predicted model, not a curated record. The transcript is spliced from 3 exons. Lineage: Eukaryota; Viridiplantae; Streptophyta; Magnoliopsida; Poales; Poaceae. Bases 326 to 649 code for a protein of 107 amino acids.